AUGGUGCUCUCACGCCUCUCGUUCUUCCACGCGGUGCUGCACGCACAGCUGCUCCCGGGCCUGUACGCGCAGGACUUGCUCGCGCUGCUUCUCACGCUGCCUGUCCAGUUUGGGAUUGGGUGGCGUUUCUUCCGCAGUGCGUACAAGGCGUUCCAGCACGGCACCGCAACGAUGGACACGCUUGUGGUCCUCGGCACGAUGGCGUCGUGGACGUUCAGUGUGGUGUCCAUGCUGCUCGCACUGCACUGCAGUACGCGCGACACAUGCAAGCCGCCCAAGACGUUCUUUGAGACGUCGACGAUGCUAAUUACCUUUGUCACGCUCGGGCGGUACCUUGAGAAUGCGGCGAAAGGGCGCACGAGCGAGGCGCUCACGCGGCUCAUGCGCAUGACGCCGCAAAAAGCCACCAUCUACGAGGACGACGCUUGCACGGUCGAGCGUGUCGUGCCCGUUGAGCUGCUCCAAGUGGGCGACACGGUCAAGCUCGUGCCUGGCGAGCGCAUAGCCGCCGAUGGAGUCGUAAAGCACGGCGAGAGUGCCGUGGACGAGAGCCUGAUCACCGGCGAGUACGUGCCAGUGCGCAAGACGCCCGGCAGCCAGCUCAUUGGUGGCACGGUCAACGGCACGGGCACACUCGACUUUGUCGUGACGCGCGCCGGCAAAGACACGGCGCUGAGCCAGAUCGUCACUCUCGUGCAGGACGCGCAGACGAGCAAGGCGCCGAUCCAGGCGUACGCGGACCGCGUUGCCGGCGUAUUUGUCCCGUGCAUCCUCGUGCUGAGUUUGUGCACCCUCCUCGUGUGGCUGACGGUCGCCUACGUAUUCCCCCCGACAUGGCAGCCGCACAUGCUGCGCAGCGCGCAAGGCAAGUUCAUGGAGUGCAUGAAGCUGUGCAUUAGCGUGAUUGUCGUUGCAUGUCCCUGCGCCUUGGGGCUCAGCACACCGACGGCCGUGAUGGUCGGCACCGGCGUCGGCGCCUCGAACGGCAUCUUAAUCAAGUCGGGCAGCUCCCUCGAGGCGGCAUGCAGCAUCGCGCACGUCGUCUUUGACAAGACAGGUACCCUCACGCGUGGUGAGCUGCGCGUCGUAGACCGCUGGGACGCCCCGGACGUGCCCGCGGGGCGCACCGCGGCCCUCGUCCACGCCGUGGAGAGCCGCAGCGAGCACGUCCUGGCGCAGGCACUCGUGCAGCACUGCGAGACGUUGGCAGGCAGCUUGCGCGGCACGGUGACGGUGACGGACUUUGAGGCUGUGCAGGGGGCUGGCGUCCGCGCGAGGGGCGUAUGCGAGGGGCACACGUACGCCGUGCACGUUGGGCGCGAGUCACUGCACUCGACGCCGCUCCCGCCCGGUGCGGUAGCAUUUCGCGAGCCGCACGAGGCGCGCGGAUGCACGAUGGUGUAUGCAUGGCUCGACGAUGCGCUUGUGGCGGCCUUUGCCCUCGCCGAUACCAUCAAGCCGGACGCGGCGCGCGCGGUGGAGCUCCUGCAUCGGAUGGGCAUGACCUGCAGUAUUAUGACGGGCGACACAGUAAGCACGGCGCGCGCGGUCGCCAAGGAGGUCGGUAUUCCCCUCGCGCACGUCCAGGCGGGUCUGAGUCCCAAUGGCAAGCUCGUGCUGCUGCACCAGGAGCAUGUGGCCCCGCGCGAGCCGCCAGCGACGCGGUGGGCGGCGCUGUGGGCGGCGCUUGUGCCUGAGGCGCCGACAGGCGUGGCGAUGGUCGGCGAUGGCGUGAACGACUCGCCGGCGCUGGCGGCCGCCGAUGUGGGCAUUGCGCUGAGCUCCGGCUCGGACAUUGCGAUGAGCGCGGCGUCCAUUGUGCUUAUGCGCAACCAGCUGAUGGAUGUGCCGAUCGCCUUUUUGCUGUGCCAGCGGAUCUUCCAACAAAUCCGUCUGAACUAUGUGUGGGCUACGAUGUACAAUGUGGUAAUGAUUCCGAUUGCGAUGGGUGUCUUCUUGCCGUGGGGCAUCCACAUGCAUCCCAUGAUGGCCGUGUGGUGCUGA
This is a messenger RNA of Malassezia sympodialis ATCC 42132, 2004 nucleotides long. RefSeq lists its product as uncharacterized. Gene Ontology annotation, biological process: copper ion homeostasis; monoatomic cation transport. Gene Ontology annotation, cellular component: membrane. The transcript has 2 exons. The record is from RefSeq and is a predicted model, not a curated record. Bases 1 to 2004 code for a protein of 667 amino acids. NCBI's taxonomy places the organism in Eukaryota, Fungi, Basidiomycota, Malasseziomycetes, Malasseziales, Malasseziaceae. Gene Ontology annotation, molecular function: P-type divalent copper transporter activity; ATP hydrolysis activity; ATP binding.